AUGAGCUCCCUAAAUCUUGAGUUGAGGAGGCGGGUGAUUACCAUUUACAAAGAACUCCUUUUCCUCGGACGCGAGUACCCCCUCGGAUAUGACUACUUCCGCCCACGCCUACACCGGGCCUUCAGCGCCAACGCGGGGCUGAAAGACGAAGAGGCGAUCGAGAAGGGCAUCCAGAGGGCCGAGUUUGUGAAGAAGGGUAGGUGA
This is a messenger RNA of Colletotrichum siamense, 204 nucleotides long. It is a transcript of the gene lyrm5b, whose product is annotated as LYR motif-containing protein 5B. Gene Ontology annotation, cellular component: mitochondrion. Lineage: Eukaryota; Fungi; Ascomycota; Sordariomycetes; Glomerellales; Glomerellaceae. Bases 1 to 204 code for a protein of 67 amino acids. The transcript is spliced from 2 exons. The record is from RefSeq and is a predicted model, not a curated record. Gene Ontology annotation, biological process: respiratory electron transport chain.